UCAUUACUAGCAGUAUCAAGGUACUUCUUUGCUGCCAUCUCAGCCUUCGCCAUGUUUCUUUGUUCGUUUCUGGAGGUGAUCCUAGUUGUGCUGUUUGAAGGUUUCUUGGCAUCAGGUGCUAAGACUCUAGUGGAAGGAACUGUGGGUCAGAACAUCACUUUACCCUGUCAUUACUCUACUGACAAAUAUGGGAUUUUAUCCACAUGUUGGGGGCGAGGGACUUGUCCCACUUUUGCAUGUACUGAUACAGUUGUCAAGACUGAUGGACAACAAGUAACAUACAGACAAUCCAAUAUGUACCAACUAAUGGGAAAUAUUAGUCAAGGAGAUGUGGAACUGACCAUUGUGAAUGUAACUGAAACAGCUACAGGGAUGUAUUGCUGCCGUGCGGAAAUCAAAGGCUGGUUCAAUGAUCAGAAAGUAAAUGUGGAAGUUGUCAUUGAGAAAGGGAACUCAGAUCCCAUUUCAGAUGGAGUGCCAGCUGCCACAUGUUUCACUGAAUUGUUCAUUCCUGAAGAAUCAUCAAGGCCAUCCAGUACAGAUCCACCACCUGAUAAUAUUUCUAUAUAUUUUCCCACACUGUUAAAAGAGCAAAGGAAGCUAGAAACCUGGUCAGGCCUAUGGAUUGGCAUUGGAACAGCUGCCAUAUUCCUAUUCAUCAUUCCAGGUGUGAUUCUGUUGCUACUAAAGUGGUAUCUACCCAAGAAUCAGAAGAUUUUUAUUUUUACAAGGCAGGCAGGAUUCCCAGAGACUGGAGGGAUUCAACAGAUUCUGGAAUCUGGGAUCCAUGGGCAGGAAAAUAUAUAUGAGUUGAUGUUUGUUUUCUGGGAGCUGUUACCCCUGCCUUUUCUGAAGGUGUUUGAAGUGGGCAACGUAUCUCAAACAGUAGUAAGAGGUGUGGUGGGCCAGGAAGUCACAUUGCCAUGCACCUAUAAUGUCCGAGAUGGGACAACCCACAUGUGCUGGGGCCGAGGCAGCUGUCCAAAUUCUAAAUGCAGCAAUGAAAUUCUCCGUACAAAUGGGAGGAGGGUGACAUCAAGAACUUCAGGGAGAUACCAGCUAAAAGGAUGGAUUGCCAUAGGAGAUGUAUCUCUCUCCAUUGUAAAUCUGAAAGAAGAAGAUAAAGGAAUGUACUGCUGUCGUAUUGAAGUCUCUGGGUGGUUUAAUGACUUGAAAAAGACCUUGAAUCUACAGAUUGACAGAGCUACAACCACAACCUCCCGAACAACUACAAUGACCAAAUCUCAUACAGUUCCUGUUGCGACCACCUCUGUUCCCCUACCAACCAUGAUGACUUCUCCAACAACUGCUUUUUUCUUAACAGCCAGUCCUCCUCCUUUAGCAGCUCCUACUGUUGCCCCAUUAACGACUAAUGUUCCACUAAAGGCUACAUCUUCUAUGACUGAAGCCACUGAGUUUUUGACCAGUGACCCUCCAUUUGUGAACAUCAACCCUUCAACAGCUACUCUUCAAAUAAUGUAUGAUUACAACUAUUAUUUUCCUACCACAGAAUCAGAGAUUGCAACUUCUACUGCAGUGACAUCUCCAACAAGUACUCUGCUGACUCCCAAGAACCUUAAAACUAUUGACAACCUGCCCACAUCAGUCUCUGCUGCUGCACUGCCAAUCACUAAUGUUUCAUCAAUCACCACAUCUUCUACAUCAACAGCUGAUGCUCUUCUGACAGCUUCUCCUCCAUUAGACAACAUCAAAUCUCCAUCAACUAGUUUUCAUCAACAGUUCACUGUAAAUGGCAGUUCCUGUGCUACAGAGGCUUUUCAUGCAGGGAUAGUGCAUCACAGGAAGACACCUGCAGAUAAUUAUGUUGCAGUUUCUUGUGCUGUUGUGGUUCUUGUCCUACUCCUGGUGCUACUGGUAUUGAUAAUGAAAAGAAAAAAUAUAAGAGAAUAUCGGCUCAACAAAACAAAAAGAAGAAAGCCCAACUUCAAGGAAGGACCUCAGUCUCAGUGGAAGGCUCCACCACUAAAGAUAAGGAACCUUUGGAUCCAACCCAUUGCACUGUUAGUAAAUAGACAAAUAGUGUUGCAUUUACCUGUAAGAGUUGUUCAUUGAGUUCCAGUUUCAGCAGGUG
Messenger RNA from Sphaerodactylus townsendi, 2092 nucleotides. RefSeq lists its product as uncharacterized. NCBI's taxonomy places the organism in Eukaryota, Metazoa, Chordata, Lepidosauria, Squamata, Sphaerodactylidae. The transcript has 16 exons. The record is from RefSeq and is a predicted model, not a curated record. Bases 52 to 2073 code for a protein of 673 amino acids.